GUAGCUCAGUGGGGCUAAAGGGGUGCACUGGGGGACCCGUGAUUAUUUUUAAACUUCUGGUAAUGCUGCUAACUCCUGGUGCCUCAGAGGAAUAAAUUGAGAAAUAAAUUGAGGGCAGCUGAUUAACUGGCCUCUAUACGGUCACGUGACGUUCUCUGUAUAACGCUUUCAUUUAUUUUUGGUGUGGUAGGUUUAUGAAGCAUGUGUAUGUCAUGACUAGAAAAUAUGUAAUGCACUGAGCUCCUGCGCACUGGAGCACUAGAGACCCCCCCCCCAAACCACUCCUUUGUGUUUUGAUGCUCAGCGCUCACACCUGAAGUGACCGGCAGGAAGUGAAGAUCGGAGCUGAGAGCGCACAGCUCUUCCCAUCCUGCUACGUCUGUGUACCGAUAGAUGGGCACAUUUGGAGAACGAGACGGAUAGAAACAUCCGCAGGGAGGGGGGAUGCGCGCAUGACAGCCUUUGGACGUUUCCAUUUGUAUCAGCCGAGCAGGGAAUUGAAUCUUUCCGCUGGGUGCUGCGUUAAAAAAACAAAAAAACACUCGCGACUGGUGAAUUAAACAUUUGCACAUCUCGUCCGUCUCCGGCGAUCGUCACCGCACCAUGCGAGCAGGAGAGACGCGCCCUGUGCCAUGCUGAACAACUCUCCGACUCUCCUGCUGGCUCUGACCGCGGUGGCCGCACUUCUCCCGCGAUGUCAAGGCUGGAGCGACGAGGACCUCCUCCUGCCGCCCAUCAACUCCUCCAACAGGUUCCUGGCGAACCUGGAGGUGGACGUGCGCUUCUCCAAAAGGUCUGUGGAGGAGAGCGACGCCUCGCCCGACGCCUCCUCCAUGCAGAGUCUGUCCCAGUGCAACGUGAGCGUCCAGAGACUCCUGCCCACGUCGCUGGUGGCCCGCUGGGACAGCAGCUUCGGCUUCCAGUGUGAUGUUAUCAUCUACACCACCAACAACCACGGCAGGGCUUUUUUCGCCGCGUCUUUCAACAGGGUGAUCUCGCCCGUUGUCAUCGAGCACCUCGGAGUCACCGGGGGUCAGCAGGAGUUGCGCUUGUGCGUGGGCUGCGGGAUGUCCCGGUACCGGAAGUUCGGUCAGGGUAGGUCAAGGGGCCAGCAGACCGGGGAUCAAGUCACUUUUUGCUGCGUGGAUUUCAGCCUCGACGAGCUGAAGGGGGACAAAAGUUGGAGGCUGAACAGAAAACCCAUCGAGUCGACACUUGUGGCUUGUUUUAUGACUCUGGUUAUCAUUGUGUGGAGUGUUGCUGCUCUCAUAUGGCCAGUGCCGAUCAUUGCAGGAUUUCUGCCUAAUGGGAUGGAGCAGAGGAGACCCAGAUAACUGAAAUAUCCUUCAUUAUAUUUAUAGCCUGUGCUGCCUAUACUAUAAUUGUAGCCAUCGAACUGUAUGAAUGAAUGAUUGUGGAGGAACCUUUUGAUCAAAUGCUUUAAUCUAGGGUGUUCUUAGACCUCCUUUUCCUCCACUUUAGGACAACCGAGGUAAAGUAUAAAGGGUUAUUAUAUACUAGCCAAUAUUAAUCUAUACUGGGACCAACACCAAUGUGUUUUGUAUACCCUUGUAGGCCUUCCUAUGUCUGCGUAAACUGUGCAAAACUUUUCUCUUUAAACAGUGUUUGUAUAGUUUUUAAUCUUUCUAGAAAGUUUUUGCCUUAUUCUAUGUGUAGGACUUUUGCACUGAAAACUGAACUUCAAAGCGUGCCGUCUUAUACACUAUAUAACCAACAGUCAUGCGCAUUCAGAAGUCAAUGUGAUAGUUUUUUGCCCCCAGAUUAAGAUCCUUUAAAAACAUAGUUGUUGUUUAUGAUUGGCAUAGAGAGGGAUUGAGUACUUAUAUUGUUAGAUUUCUUAUGUCAAGUUGAAUAAAAGUGGUUAUUUGUAUUCAUGUUCUAAAGAUUUAAGUAAAAAUAAAACAUAUAUAGGCCAUACCAGA
Molecule: messenger RNA, 1943 nt
Organism: Maylandia zebra (zebra mbuna)
Lineage: Eukaryota; Metazoa; Chordata; Actinopteri; Cichliformes; Cichlidae
Gene: tmem158
Product: transmembrane protein 158
Source: RefSeq, a predicted model, not a curated record